AUGUAUGCAGACGACAGCAUUAUGUGCUGUCUAUUUCCGAGUAGAUGUAACUCGUUUCCCCAAACACCAGUAGUUAUAUUUUCGAGUCUAUUGGAAUAUAUAAAUAUGAUCAUCGUCUUUAGUUCACCUAUCUUCAUAGCUUGGAGCGUAUUGCGAAUAAUGCUACAGUUUGUAGAGGUACCUAAAUUAAUUGAUCAAAAAAACUCAGAAGACAGUUGCAUAGAGGAACAAUCACUUCUGGAAGAUGUACAAACGAACCGUACGGAGUAUUUAUCCGAUGAAAAUAAUUCUGAUGGAUAUGGUGACAGACUAUGUUCGGAUUCCGACUUAAAUCUUAGUAAUGCCAUUCAACGAAAUUUGCUUGAUAGCAAAAAAGCUGGACCAUCUUCUGAUUGUUUCAAUAUUAAUAUGGAAUCAUCCGAAGAAGUUGUUAAUAUAGAUAUGACUAAUCAAAGUAGAAGAAGUUCCAACUCCGCCAGACGAAACUGUAAUAGUACCAGUGACGAGAGAGAAGAGUGUAAUCAUGACAUGGAACACAUGGGAGAACACAAAUACAAUUUGGUUUUGGUUCACUCCAACUUAACUGUUAUUGAUGAAGAUGAUAUAAAAUUUCUGAAUGAUGUCCACGAUGAUACGAAUAAUGACCAACCUAGAAACACGUUACCUGCAGGCUCGGAAACGGAUACAACAAACCAAGAGCAGAGUCAGAAGAAACCUUCCGACCAUCCAACAUAA
This is a messenger RNA of Macrosiphum euphorbiae (potato aphid), 735 nucleotides long. The record is from the annotation of a GenBank genome assembly. NCBI's taxonomy places the organism in Eukaryota, Metazoa, Arthropoda, Insecta, Hemiptera, Aphididae.